CGAACCGUAAUGGCGUCAGUGACGCCGCGCGGUGGCCGAGGGCGGUUUCAAGGAAGCGACUUCCGGGUUUCACCUUCCUGGUGUUUGACCAUUUACUGUUUGACAGAAACGACGCACAGGGUUCCAGUUGAAUAACUAUAUUCCAAAGUUACGCAGAGGAUUGUCAGACAUCCUGUAAACAGAAGUGAUGUCUCAGUCUGGAGAAAAAGGGAAGUUACCAGAUGCUUCAGGUUAUGUAGGUUUUGCAAACCUCCCAAACCAAGUGCAUCGAAAGUCGGUGAAAAAAGGCUUUGAGUUUACUUUAAUGGUUGUAGGAGAGUCUGGUUUAGGCAAAUCAACCCUCAUAAACAGCCUGUUCCUUACUGAUCUGUACCCUGAACGCUACAUCCCUGGAGCUGCAGAAAAGAUAGAGAGAACCGUGCAGAUUGAGGCGUCGACUGUGGAGAUUGAGGAGAGAGGAGUGAAGCUCCGCCUCACUGUGGUCGACACUCCUGGCUACGGGGACGCCAUCAACAGUCAGGACUGCUUCAAGACAAUCAUUCAGUACAUUGACAAUCAGUUUGAGCGCUACCUCCAUGACGAAAGUGGGCUGAACCGGAGGCACAUAGUGGACAACAGGGUGCACUGCUGCUUUUAUUUCAUUUCUCCAUUUGGACACGGUCUGACACCUCUGGAUGUGGAGUUUAUGAAGGCAAUCCACAGCAAAGUCAAUAUAGUUCCUGUCAUUGCCAAGGCCGACACGCUGACGCUAAAGGAGAGGGAUCGCCUGAAGAGAAGGAUCCUGGAUGAGAUCGCUGAGCACGGCAUCAAAAUCUACCAGCUUCCAGAUGCAGACUCUGAUGAAGAUGAAGAGUUCAAGGAGCAGACAAGAGUACUCAAGGCAAGUAUUCCCUUCGCUGUGAUUGGCUCCAACCAGCUGAUCGAGGUGAAGGGGAAGAAGAUCCGAGGUCGUCUUUACCCAUGGGGAGUUGUAGAGGUUGAGAAUCCUGAACACAAUGACUUCCUCAAAUUACGCACCAUGCUUGUGACUCAUAUGCAAGACCUCCAGGAGGUAACUCAAGACCUGCAUUACGAGAACUUCCGAUCUGAGAGGUUGAAGAAGGCGGGCCGAGCCGUGGAUGAGGACGUUAUGGACAAAGACCAGAUUCUGUUGCAGAAGGAGUUGGAGUUGAGGCGCAUGCAAGAGAUGAUUGCUCAGAUGCAGGCACAGAUGAAGAUGAAGUCAGACGAGUGAAAGAGUCUGAGCCACAUGGGAGUGUGGUGAUCUCUGUCACCCAACACAUUCACAUUUCUACAAUAUAAUCAUGCACAAAGACACACUCCUGGUCAUAGUCCCUCCUGUGGUCAAUUGGGAAGCCCACUUUUCCUGAUCACAUGUUUAUCUGCGCAGAGCCACUCCCGUUCCCAAAUCUCCACCCGUCAGCUGUCAUUCUUCACUCAGAGCUCCACAAACUAGUCAAACAGGACCAGAUACAGGUUUUACAUGAAAUACUAUUGGGGUUUGAUGGCUAUUUAUGUACUUUAUGUCAGGUGAUUUUCAUUAUUGCCAGUAAUAACGGUACGAAUAGGAUUUGCCAUCUUUAUAGUUUGCAAAAAUAAGUGUGAACAGCCACUUAUGUUGAGGUUACAGGUCAGAAGAUCCCAAUUUUUAUAUAUAUAUAUACUUUGGUUUUACUAAUAUCUUGCUUGACUAAUUUUACAGCCCAUAAUAUUUACCUCUGGAUAUCAUGAGUGCCUGUUUGCUUCAAUCUGAGUAAAUAACAGUUUGCAAAUGUUUAAAUCUAGAAGGACUAAGCCACUUUUUCUAUUUUUAUGUGGUUGUUUGUAUUUGACCAAUUGCUGAACUUCUCCAGUUCCUUUUUUCUGUUUAGAGCAAACUAUAAUAUUGGUGCCAAACUGCAAAGUGAACUAAUGUUUGCUUCAUUUAGGUGCUAUAAUCAGUUUUUGUGGGCUAAGUACUUUACAUGUGGAGUUUUUUUCAACAUACUGUUGUUUUUUUUCACAUUUUUAAAAUGGUUUAGAAAACAAAUGGCCUGUAAUAAAUAGAUCCCUUCCACUUUUUGAGAAUAGUUGACUUAACAACUUUACUAAGUUGUACUGAUAAUCCACUGAUAUUAUUUAGUUUUGGUCUUUUAAAAAAAAAAAGGAUUUCUUAUCCAUGUCAGUAAAAGGUUUUGGAAAUAAAAUUUGUUAUUAAAAGCUGA
Oryzias latipes (Japanese medaka) is the source of this 2204-nucleotide messenger RNA. Its product is annotated as septin-2. Gene Ontology annotation, molecular function: GTP binding. The record is from RefSeq and is a predicted model, not a curated record. Lineage: Eukaryota; Metazoa; Chordata; Actinopteri; Beloniformes; Adrianichthyidae. Gene Ontology annotation, biological process: cell division.